This is a messenger RNA of Lathyrus sativus (Indian pea), 432 nucleotides long. NCBI's taxonomy places the organism in Eukaryota, Viridiplantae, Streptophyta, Magnoliopsida, Fabales, Fabaceae. The record is from the annotation of a GenBank genome assembly.
AUGAAAACCAUCACCACUGUUACAUCUAUCUCUCCCACUGCUACCGUUACCACCGCCACCGAUGCUAAGGUUCAACGAGUGACUAAGAAAUCUUCCGAUGAACUGCUAAGAAAAUUUGCUGAAGUGGGCACCAACCAGAAGAAAGAGCUGCGUAUUAUCAAACGCAGGAAGAAGAUGAAGGAGAAUCAAUGCGAGAACCAGAGUCCUUCGAAAACCGGCACCGCUGUUGUCGAAAGGAGGUCGCUGUUGCCGCCAACAGUGAGCCGGAGGUCGGUGUUGCUCCGGCAGCUUAGGGUUAGAGAUAACAGAAACAAGUCAUCUAUCUUGGGAACCAUUCAAAAAACAUGGCGUAGAACUGUUGAAGGUGCUUCUAGAGUUUUCAUGGAAAAGCAUUAUCAUCGUCAUAAGCGUCUGAUCAAUGAUAUUGUUUGA